AAUCCUCAUUGUUUGACGAAUUAAAUGGGAUGUUUGCUCUCUUAAACUAACAGUCAAGAAUUGCAAGAAUUAAAAGGAAAAGAAACCUAACAAAAAUCAACUUCGUCUUCCAUCUAAAAGAAUCUUCUUUUAAAAAUAUGUUACAGUGAUAUCAUUCCAUUCAAUCCAAAUGGAGAGUGAUUCUUAUGAUCCAACUGGACGACCUUGGAAAGAAGCAAACUUUGAUCUGAAAUAUUUCUGGGCAGCGUUCGUUGCACUGACAGCACUGGCUACUACGUUUACAAACGCGUUGGUUCUUCUUGCUGUGUGGAAAGAUCCAAAUAAGAAUUUGCAAAGAUCUCCGUCUAAUCUACUAAUCGCGAGUCAAGCGCUGGCUGAUUUCUUUGUAGGUUUGGUACAAGAUCCCUUGUGUGCCUGGUGGAUUUUAACAUUUUCUUCCGUUGCUGUUCACACCAUCGAAGCUGUGAGUUCUCUGUUUUUAGUUUCUUCCGUCUUACAUGCGGUAGCUUUGUCAUUCGAUCGAUACGUGGCUGUAGCAAGACCAUUACAGUACAACGUGACUAUUACAAAGAGAAGAGUAUUUUUCUGGAUUUUGAUUAUCUGGAUAAGUAGCAUCGUCUACAUGUCGUAUCGCACGAUUUUGAGAGAGCUCGACUUCUCAAUCGUGCUGAUAAACAUCAUAUCUGGGGUUCACACUGUGCUGCCGUCAGGUAUCAGCGUGAUGUUUUACAUUCGCCUUUACUGCAUGGUAAAAAAUCUUCGAAAGGGGGCUAGCAGCCUCGACGAAUCAGGGAAAAUGGUUAUCAACGCGUACCAAAGAGAACGAAAUAUGACGAAAGCCAUGUUGGUUGCACUGUGUUUGUUUUUAUUCUGUCUCACUCCUUGGUUUGUUUUCUACCAAGUUAUUGGUGCAUGUCCCACCUGCGAGGAACACGAACCUUACCAAAUGUAUUUAUUUGCAAUUUUUUAUUACAUCUUUACCAUGAAAUCUUUGCUGAAUCCGUUCUUGUACGCGUGGCGUCUCCCAAAAUACAAAGCAGUCUUCAAAAGUCUGUUAAGAACGGGAACAAACAGCCAUCGACGAAUCGAAGUGAUGAACUUAUCUGAGACAAGCUGA
Messenger RNA from Stylophora pistillata, 1117 nucleotides. Its product is annotated as adenosine receptor A2a-like. Gene Ontology annotation, cellular component: membrane. Gene Ontology annotation, molecular function: G protein-coupled receptor activity. The record is from RefSeq and is a predicted model, not a curated record. NCBI's taxonomy places the organism in Eukaryota, Metazoa, Cnidaria, Anthozoa, Scleractinia, Pocilloporidae. Gene Ontology annotation, biological process: G protein-coupled receptor signaling pathway.